Messenger RNA from Paramormyrops kingsleyae, 3216 nucleotides. NCBI's taxonomy places the organism in Eukaryota, Metazoa, Chordata, Actinopteri, Osteoglossiformes, Mormyridae. The record is from RefSeq and is a predicted model, not a curated record.
ACGCUGAAAUAGCCAUAGAGGGAGGGAGAGUCCUCACUGCAUAGCGUUCAUAUUGGGUUGGCCCAAUAUAGAUUAACAUUAUUUAACUUUAGCUGUCAUAUAUCACUAUAUACUGCAGUGGUCGUAUUUUAUUAUUAUUACUUAAUUUAACUUUUUUCGUAUAUCUAUUCAUGGUGCCCGCUUUUAAAAUUAUAUAAUUUAUUAGCACAAUUUUCAAAUCAACCGAUUCGUUUGCAGCCUCCGCGCUUGAUUUCGUUUAAUCUGUAAGUAGCGCCUUUUACUGGGUGAAGUCAUUGCAUAUUUGAAGUUAAUUGCCAUUAAACAGUAAACUAAGCGAUUAAGAUCAUGACCGCCGAGCAGGAGAUUAACAGGCGGCGUCUGCUGGAGCUCCUGGCGAGACCUGGUAACGGGAGCUGUGCGGAUUGCGGGGCUUCAGAUCCCACCUGGGCUUCUUUCAUCUUGGGUGUGUUCGUGUGCCAGAACUGUUCUGGCAUCCACAGGAGCAUCCCGCACGUCAGCAAGAUCAAGUCUGUGGUCAUGGACCCCUGGCAUGCCUCGGAGGUGAAGCUGAUGACCGCUUUGGGGAACAAUGCAGCCAAAGCCAAGUACGAGCAGAGAGUUCCAACGUUCUACUACAAGCCCACGUUCCUGGACUGCCAUGUCCUGCUUGAGCAGUGGGUCCGCGCCAGAUAUGAAAGGAAUGAGUUUGUUUGCGUCGACAAGCAGGAGCCGUACUCCACAGGAUACAGAGAAGGGUUUCUUUGGAAACGGGGGCGCGAUAAUGGUCAGUUCCUCAAUCGAAAGUUUAUCCUCUCCGAGCGGGAAGGAGUCCUCAAGUACUUCAACAAGCAUGAUGCAAGAGAGCCGAAGGCGAUCAUGAAGAUCCAGACCCUCAAUGCCACCUUCCAGCCGAGCAAGAUCGGAAACCCUCACGGCCUCCAGAUCACCUACCUGAAGGACAACAGCACCAGGAACAUCUUUGUCUACCACGAGGAUGGAAAGGAAAUCGUGGACUGGUUUAACGCCGUCAGAGCCGCACGCUUCCACUACUUGCAGGUGGCCUUUCCAGGGGCCAGUGAGUCUGAACUAGUGCCAAAACUGACACGGAACUACAUGAAAGAAGGUUUCAUGGAAAAAACAGGCCCAAAGCACACGGAAGGCUUCAAAAAGAGGUGGUUCACCAUGGACGACCGGCGCUUGAUGUAUUUCAAAGAUCCCCUGGACGCCUAUGCCAGAGGGGAGGUAUUCAUCGGGAGCAAGGAGAACAGCUACAGCUUGCUACCGGGCUUGCCCCCCUCCACGCAGGGCAACCGCUGGCCAUACGGCAUCACCAUCGUCACCCCGGAGAGGAACUUCCUGUUCACAUGCGAGACGGAGGCAGAGCAGAGUGACUGGAUCGCCGCCUUCCUGAUGGUCAUCAACCGGCCCAUGCUGCCGCAGGAGUACGCAGGUGAGAGUCCAGCUGCUGUGGCCCCAUCUCCCUCCACGUGGGGUCAUCCAUCACUCUCUGAGGGAACAGAGGAAGAAACAAGAAUUCCAUCUGGACCUGAGUACGUCUGGCUGAAUAUGCUGGGACGGUCUGAGUCGAUGGCAGAUGAAGAGGAUGCGGGACAGGACCGAGGCAAAAUGUGGCAUAUUCCCGCAGUGUGCUGUGAAUCGCUCCUGUCUGUGAGGAGGAUGUUGCAACUGAGGCUAUGGCCAGCAGAUGGUGUGGCAAUUAAAGAGCAAGAUAAAAGCCUAAGUGUGCUGCAGCCUGAAAUCUCAGGAGAACGUCUGGAGCCCCAGACAGGCAAGUACCCUAAAUGUGCCGGUAAACCUCGGCGAAGUAAGCAACCGUAAGCCGUACAACCUGCCUGCUGAGGCUCGUUAAUCAUGUGACGUUAGAUUAAUCACAGCUUGCACAUGAAAUAUGAUGUAUGUGAUGUGGGCCAUUUUUCACAGCAGAUUUCUGAAGACAGGAUUAAUGGGACAAGUAUGGGCUGAGGGGGAGGUGUCAGAUUUCACAGCGACAUGUGUCUCUCCCGCCAGAAAAUGAAAGGAAACACAGGCCCAACAGGCCACUCGCAGGCUGGGGGUGGGGGGCUACGAGCCCCGAUGGAUUCCUGGCAGGCCGCGCUCUGGCGUUAGCGCUGUUCGUGUGCCGGGAGUGAGGCAUUGGAGCACAGCGAAUGAGAGCCGCAGGCUCUGCAUCUUCCCCUGGGACUGCGAACAAACAACUGGAUGCUCUCUCCUUGUCGUGAUGACACACUGAUCCCGGGCCAGAUGGCUGUGUCUGUGUAAUAGGGGAAAUUGCAUAUCGAAUCUGCUGACCGAAACUGAAUGACAGGGUAGGAGACUGUGACCAUGGAGAGCGCCACACAGACCAUCGCUCUGUGAAGGAAACGGCCGUGGCGAGCAGCCGUACUGGACAGCACCGUCUGAUGGGCCGAGUUAAUGUCUCUGCACUGCCUGUGCUUCUGACCAGCAGCAAACAGGAUUUUAAUGAGGACCUGGAGUGAAGUACUAAAAAGCGCAGAGGAAAAGGAUUAUAAUAAUUCAGCUUUUAUAUAAAACACACCUGCAUUUAACAUAUAAGACGUGCAAAGGUGCUGUCACUAAUUAGCUUGCUGUCACUCUAAAUUAACACUGAAUCAACUAACAGCUGAUUCACAUGUAACAGAUGUUAAUGUGCAGUAACCACAUUUAUUAUUUCGAAGUAAUGAUUACCAAACGAGCGUCGCAUUUUGCCGAGAUACAAAUGGGUUUUAAAUUGGUUUUAUGGAUGGUGUAGCAAUCAGGAACACCUUAGCAGGGCAGAUGAAAGUAUGAAAAAAUGCAAAGCUCAUCAGUAGACUGGAGGACUAGAAGACAAAUAAAGCAUUAAAAAUUCAACAUUUGCAUGCUCAUUGCCGGCUGAUGGACCAACAAUCAGUUUGACACAAGGAACCCACUUCAAUGGGUGCUUUUCCAGAAUCAUUAUGCUGCUAUAGUCAAGGACAAGCAGCUCCUGCAGCUUCAUGUAAAAUGAUCAGAUCUUUAUGAUUAUCAGGCUUUUUCAGGCUCAAUCUUAUCUAAUGAACUGUGAGUUCAUUGUUUGUGUUUGUUUGUUUGUUUAUUUUACCAGGAAAUUCCAAAAUCUCUACAAGAGAGACCUGGCCAAGGGGGCCGUACAAACCCAGUUUACCGUUCGACAUACCAUAAUAUGCAGGUCUUUGCGAUUGACCCUCCUCUGUUAUC